Nylanderia fulva is the source of this 3704-nucleotide messenger RNA. Its product is annotated as ubiquitin carboxyl-terminal hydrolase 8. Gene Ontology annotation, biological process: protein deubiquitination. The record is from RefSeq and is a predicted model, not a curated record. Gene Ontology annotation, molecular function: cysteine-type deubiquitinase activity. Lineage: Eukaryota; Metazoa; Arthropoda; Insecta; Hymenoptera; Formicidae.
AACGAAGAAGAGUUGCCAUUCUUGGAGAACAGUUGCCCGUUCUCGGCGACUGAUGACGAGUUAACCUCGGUUUCGGUGCUGACUGACAUCUACAAUUCACGGAGAAUUAUGUAUUUUGAAUCGCACCCCGUGCAAGUUGCUUUUAUUUGGAACAGUGUAAAUUUACAUGGCACUUGGUAGGAAGGAAAAUUCGGACUGUUACGCCGUGACGUCGCGGUUUCCUCGGUAACGUGACGGCGAUAUACCACGGGAGUUUGACAGCUGACUUCGUCAGUCCAGCGUCUUCGGGUAUCCUCGAGCACUUUCAUUUGCAUCAAAAAUCUCGCGCCGAGGAUUGUCGAGGAAAAUGUCUGACGCAGCGAAUUUGAGAUACAGUUGUAUGGACGAGCUCGUAAAACGGACAAAGAUAAAUUUUACGGGAAAGGAGCCGCAUAAUGUAUAUUCGAGGCUACACACUAUGCGACAAACAUCCGAAACAGCGAGGAAUGAGGGAGAUGAUGAGACUGCAUACAUUUUACUGAAAAGAUGGUUGAAUUCGGUCGAAUGGAUCAAAAAAACUCGGGAUUAUAAAGCUGGCAAAUCAAUCUAUUCCACGAACAUGACUGUUGAUCAGAUAAAUGAAGUCAAAAACAUACUUGCAGACUUGAGACAAAAAUUAGAAAUACGUUAUGAACAUAGUUCUAAGAAGCAUAAUGAUACAGUGGAACAGAUGGAAAUAGAAACAGAUAGAGUAGAAGUAAUUUAUGCAAACAAUGACAUUGGCUUGGAAUUACCAGAAACACCGACUGACGAUCCUGUACCUGGUGAUAGCGAUGAAUUCAUAUUAUGCAAUCAAUUGUAUAAUUUGAUACAAAAGAAAAAUAGAUAUUUGAUUAUUGAUAUUAGACAAAAGAUCAAUUAUGAUAAAUCUAGAAUACUAUCUGAUAAUUGCAUUAACAUUCCACAAUCUGAAAUUAAACCAGGAAUGUUGGCUCACCAUUUUUUGAAAUACUUACAAGAUAAGCAUUCGUAUGAUUUAUAUAAUCAUCGAUCAGCAAGUCAUGUGGAUAUUGUAAUCUUGCUAGAUUGGAAUACUACGCAAGAGUCUUUGACAUCCACUACUCAUCUAAAUGUAUUUAAGGAUAUUUUAAAAAAUUGGGAUCCUGGUACAAGGUAUAAGAAAAUAAAAAUUCUAAAUGGAGGGUACCAAGAAUGGUUGCAAACAUACCCAGCAUACAACAAUCCCAAUAUAGAUAAUCAAAUAAUUGAAUCUAAAAACAUCGAGAAUGAGAUUUUAGAGACUAUCGAAUAUCCGGAAUGGGUGAACGAAAACGAAGUUGAAAUCACGAAGAGCAAAUUAAAUAAUACAAAAGCUUCCAACAUUGACAUCGAUGAAGAAAUGGAAAAAGGUGACAAUAAGUCGGCACUAUCCAAGCAUGCCAGGUCGAGCACUAACAAUGUCACUCCUUCGACAAAGUCCAAGAGUUUCACUAGUCAAGUAACGAUAACAAUCGAUGACAAACGGCCAUCUCGGGGUGAUAAUGCGAACGCGCAACGAUUACAGAGUCCAGAUAUAAUAGUUCCUCAGCACAAGAUAUUAUCGAACCACACGUCGCAGAAUGAAAUAAAUGCAAAGCCGGUAAUUGAUCGCAGUAGCACAGCCGCUUUGAAGACGUACGAUCCAAGAUGUAAAGAAGUAUUGAAAUUCUUGAAAGAAUUAAAUGAAUUGGCCAAAUCAAAGUUGAAGCUGGCUAACGAGCUAUUAAGUCAGGAAUGGGAGCUCUAUUCGCAGCGUGAUGACAAACACAGCGCAAGUGAUGAAAAAUAUUUACGCAACGAGAUAAAAUCUCUAAAAGUUAAAGUGGAGGACAUGCACAAAUUGUAUCUCAAGAUCGAAAAUGAGUAUAAUGAUUAUACAAAGGAAGCAGAUACAAUUAAAUUUAAUUCUACUGACGACAACGAAAAGAAGAAUUUUGAACUCAAUCUCUCUCUUUCAAAAAACAAAAUGAAAGAAAUUGAGAGCAAACAAAAAAAACUACAUGAAGAAUUUUUGGAAAGGGAGCACAGAGAGAUAACAAUGAGGCAAAAUGAUAAUGAAAUUUACAAGGAGCCUUUAAAAACGGAUGGUUCGUCCAUUAACACCGGCUUGGAGCGAUCUUAUUCAAGUCCAAAUUUACUGCAGUUGGGAGAUCGUAAAGCACCUCAGGUAGAUAGAACUUCUAAGCCACAUAUAUCGCCUCGCAAACUGAAUGGAUCUAUUGGGAAUGAAAACGUCAAAGUGUCUCCUCUUAGUUGGGGAAAUCGGGAGGAACGAAUGACUCCUAUUCAUGGCAGUGUUCAUCCGGGUAUAACCGGUCUGAAGAACUUGGGCAAUUCUUGUUACAUGAACAGUAUCAUUCAAUGUCUGAGUAACACGACGAAUUUGGCGAAAUACUUCACCGAUAACUCGUAUGCCGACGAUCUUAAUACAAGUAAUGAUAAUAUGACACAAGGCCAAGUCGUGGAGGAAGUGGCCCAAGUUAUUAAAGCACUAUGGAGAGGCCAAUACAAAAGUAUAUCCCCUCAUGAUUUAAAGGUCGCAGUCGGGCAAUACAAAUUGCAGUAUGAAAGUUACGAACAACAAGAUUCUCAUGAGUUUCUCAUGUUCCUUUUAGACUGGAUGCAUAAUGAUCUUAAAAAGGAUGCGAAAAUGCCGAUCGAAAUGACCAACGCGGAGAAAGAAUGGGAUAAGGCGAUGAAUUCUCAAAGAUCCAUAAUAUCGGAUUUAUUUUUUGGACAAUUAAGAUCGACUAUCACAUGUUCAUUUUGCAAGGAAGCAAGUACUACCUACGAGACAUUUACUACUUUAACCAUGUUUCUAUCUCAGUCUAAUCGGUGUACAUUAAAUGAUUGCAUGGAGAAGUUUGUAACGGGGCAAAAGGUGAGCGGAUGGAAAUGUCCCAAGUGCCAGACACUUCGUGACGUGACAAAGAAGUUUGAUUUGGUCAAACUCGCGCCCAUCGUUGUAAUUCACUUGAACCGUUUCGCCGAGAGAGGUGGAUGGUUGGAAAAGGGCAACACCGCCGUUGAUUUUCCCCUCACGGGAUUCAACUUAAAGCCUUAUCUUGUUACAGAGAAUAUGAAGGCGAAUAAUAUUCGCAAUUACAAUUAUACUCUCUACGCGAUGUCUAAUCACUAUGGAACGAUGGAUGGCGGUCAUUACACAGCGUUUUGCAAAAAUGCUACUCAGAAUAAGUGGUAUAAGUAUGAUGAUCAAACUGUCACGGAAGUGUCACCGAGCCAAGUAAAGUCUCAAAACACGAGUGCCUAUUUAUUGUUCUACACUUCGUUUCCGAACACGAUUAUGUAGUAGAAUGAAGAUGUGACCGUGGACACGAUUAAUAUUCGGUUAUGACGAAAGUCUUAAUAUAGUGCUGUGUAAUCUUUCUCUUAAUAUAAUCUUAUAAUAUUGCGCUAAAUUUUCAAGUCUUACUAUUAUGAGAAAGAUAACACACAGCAAUGUGGUCUUCGACACUCUGUAGAUACGGUAUAUUUUGUAUGAUAAAUUCUGUGCAUAAACAGAAGAAAAACGUAUAGGGGCUGUGAUGGUAUUCAAAGCUUUAUUGGUGCUGGCAUUCAUUGAAAAUAUGUAAAUAUAUGCAUAGAACAGUUGCAAUUCCUUUCUGUAUUUCCAUUGCAGUCUGUCGCCUUAGAAAAAAAGUAAAAUAUAAUUGCGUUCGAGAAUA